This is a messenger RNA of Auanema sp. JU1783, 3387 nucleotides long. The record is from the annotation of a GenBank genome assembly. Lineage: Eukaryota; Metazoa; Nematoda; Chromadorea; Rhabditida; Rhabditidae.
AUGUCCACUCGGUCUAAUAAAGAUUCGCCGAGGCGUUCAUCAAGACUCAGUCCCACAAAAGCUUUCAGUAAAAAUGAUAAAAAAAUAGAUCUGAAUGUGGAAGAGAAACCUUUUGUUUCGAGUGCAGAAGAAAAUUCAACUUCUAGAAAAAGAGGGCGCGUUUCCCGCUUGUCGCAGUCCUCCACAACCUCGCAACCGGAUAAUGUAAGUAGCCCACAAGCAAGAAAGAGAACACGGACAAAUCAAGUAGAGGAGCCUGUUAUUAAAGAGGAACCACCUUUUAAUGUUGAAUCAUACAGUAAUACCACUAAUAUUGCGAGCACAUCACAACAAGCAAAUAUUGAAUCUGAAUAUGCGGAAAAGAAAACUGGGCGCACCCGCAAGAAGCCUACUGUUGCAGAAGAGCAGUUCAUUCAAAAAGAUUCAAAUGAUUCUGAUGGAGACAAUCAGGGAGUGGGUAGGAGUACAAGGAAACGUGUUCCAAGCAGGAAAUUAAUUGAAAGCCAAAUAGAUGGGGAUUUGCUAAAAACUUCUGGUCGUCAACGAACAAGGUCGAGUAUGUCGGAAAGCUCAACUACAAGAGGGCUUAAAGAGGAGAAAAUCACUGAGAUGGAGCAUAAUCUGAUGUCUCCGGCGGAAAUUCAGAAAAUUGAGUUAGAAUCUGAUGCCGUCACGGAAGUUACUUUCAAGGAUGUCACAGAUAUUGUGGAUAAAACUGAAGAUGUACCAAGUACAUCGAAAAUUAUAGUAGAUGAUUCACAAAAACCUGGGUCUGAUUUGCCAGAGGAACAUCGCCCGAAAGAACGCGCAAGGCCUGUUAUAUUAACUUCUCGUAUUAGAAAUGAAUUUAGGAAAAAUCAUCAGUCACCAGCACAAUAUCAAGGACAAAGUGAUCAACCUCAGGAAUUACUUAAUAUCACAGCUCACGAUGUUCAAGAGGAGAUAAUUUCUAAUAAGAAGCCUCGCACUUACACAGUUAUCGAUGAGAGCGGAAGGGAACUCAUGUAUGAAAUGGGUGACGACGAUUUUGUCGAAGAGGUUGAGUACUCUGAGAUUCCCGAGGGAAUAGAAGUCAUCGAAGAACAAGAAGUACAAUUGGACGAUGAAAAUUCAACUCUACUCCAACAAGAAUCUCCACCUAAUAUAGAAACAACGAGCAAACAGGAACCAAAUGAUCAUCCAGAAGAAGAAGAUGAUGACGCACCUCCCCGUUUAGUACCAGAAUUAGGCCCACAAGAGAGGAGAAGGCAACCCGAUAUGUACAUGGAAAAUGAGAACAUGGUCCGUGUUCAAUCUCCUGGAGGUACUCAGCAGUAUGUUCAUGUUUCCAGAGGUGUUGAUGGAACCGAAAUCUAUUAUGAUGCCAAUGGUGAAGAAGUUCAAAUGGUUGUUGAAGCUGCAACCGAAGAUCUCAGAACGGUUGAAUUCAAUUUCCUAGAUAGCAAAAACAUUUGUUGCGGUCUUUGCGGAGAAAUCGUUCCUUAUGACAAUUUGAUGUCUGUUCAUCUUCCAAAUAUGCAUCCAGAGGUUUUGGGAGAUGGAACCAUGAAUCUUGAGGAAAUACCAUAUGAAACUUGGUUGAGAGACAAACUGUACAUUGAAAAGAAAAAUAUGGAGAGCGGUUUUCGAACAUUCGAUGCUCUUCCAACUGAGGAGAUGAUGAGAGUUAGAGGUCAAAGACCACUGAGAAAAGUCAGUCAGAUUCGUGUCAACCCUGUAGAAAUGACUUUGGGACAACUGGAAAUUGCUCUGAAAAAAAAAAUGAUUGAAAAGAUGGGAAGAAAGGUCCCGGUUUCUCUGGUAGAUAAACAGCAUGCGCGUUGUGGAAUUUGUAAUGCUGUUGUGUCUCUCAACAAAAAGUUCGAGAUUGUACAUCUUGUGAGGCAUUUCAAUGCUUGGCAUCCCUCCGCCCAUCGUUGUGCUGGAACUUGGCAGAAUAGACAGACGCAACCUGGCUGUGGAAAACCAUUAUCUAUUCAAGAUUUCGCUGUCAUUGAUGUCAGUUUGGAGAGCUCAGACAAUUUGCAAUGUAUUUGGUGCGGUAUGUUCAUGGAUAAAAACGCUCUAGCCAUGCAUUUUACCGAAGUUCACCCUGAUGAAAUUGAAGUACCCAAAUGUUUGCUAUGUCUGCAGGAGCUUGUGAUAAAUGCUCGUUUGUUAGAGAAGUAUGGAGAAGAUUUCGAAGUGGUUUUACCUGAUGAAUUCCAUGUAAAGUGCCACAAGUUCGAGCAGACAUAUAGUUCUGAGGCUAUUCUCGAUAAGGCGAUCGGUCGAAGGAUGCAAAAACUGCAAAUGCAGGGUAAUAAUGAGCAUAACGAGGACGACGUGGAUGAUAAUAACUCGGGAAAUUAUAAAGAUUCUUACACAAACAGUCGAAUGCAGUUUGGAAGGAGAAGCAAACCUAAAAGAAGUUUUGUGCAGCCAUGCUUCAGACAAGCGGUACCUACGAACUCUAUGUACGUAGAAGCAGUUUCUGAAUGUCAGUGGAGGUGCAAGUUAUGCCAAGGAAAUAUUUUUGGUGCUGUUAUUUCUGCAGGAGCCAUCAAGCAUUACAAACAACAUCACCCGGGAGAAAUGGAAAAUAUGCAAUAUGAGUUGUGCAAGGCUAGGCUGGAGAGAGUGUCUGAUGGGUGUAUGGAAUUUGUUCAUGCUCAAUUAGUGGAAUGCCUUAUAUGCAAUCUCACAUAUGCUCUUCAUAAGCCGUACAAUAUGUGUAGAGGAAUACGACAUCUAAAAUCUAAACAUCCUGAGAUGAUGCCUGAGUAUACUGGAAACACUAAGCCUCCAAAAUCAGCUGCAUCUGGCUCUCAACGUAGAACAGAUGCUCAACUUGGAGAAGUUAUUGAUGACCCUGAAAUGAUCCAAAGAUUUAAAAGCGAGUAUAAUGUCGAUUUCUCCAAGAUUCAAACAAUGUAUGGUGCGGAUGGUGAGCCGGUGUAUAUAUUACUCGGCGAAGAUGAAGAAAUUGAUCCGGAAACCGCGAGAGAUCUUGCAACUUCUCUAGAUGAAGGCGAAAAUGCUCACCCACAGCCUGCAAACAGGGCUCCUAUUCCUCCUGAUGAUUUCGAUGAAACGGAUCCGUUUGGAGAGAUGGAAGAAGAUGAAGAGUUGGCCGAAAUGGAGAGAAAGAAUGAUUUCGAUAGACAGAGAAAAACUGAUGAUGUACAAAUUAAAACACAAUAUAAUCAAGAGUUGGCUCAAACUUCUGAUUCCACGGGUCGACAUCUGGAAGAACAAAUAGCUUAUGCGGAUGAUGUCGGACAAUAUGAAGAAAUUUAUGAAGAUGAGAAUGUUCAGUACAUUGAGGGAGAAAUCACUGAACAAUACUUAGAGGAGUCACAAAUAGAUUUUAUGGAAGAAACUUACGAAGAACAACCAAAUGUGUAA